This is a messenger RNA of Ixodes scapularis (black-legged tick), 552 nucleotides long. RefSeq names its product P2X purinoceptor 7-like. The annotation marks the transcript as partial. The transcript is spliced from 3 exons. NCBI's taxonomy places the organism in Eukaryota, Metazoa, Arthropoda, Arachnida, Ixodida, Ixodidae. The record is from RefSeq and is a predicted model, not a curated record.
CACAGAAGUGCGGAACUGGGAGUAGUACCGUACGAGGACACUCCACGUAAGCGUCCGGAGCGCGCUGGCGAAGCUUCUCGGCCCCAACUCGACGAAGUUCCGGGCGUGCUUCCUACCGCCCCACUACCGGAGCCACCGCCACCUCGUCGAGUUGGAAGCACAGAUUGGUGCGACGUCGGCCGCUGCACUGCGAUGCCGACACCUCGAGAGUGCUUCUGCUGCCGAGAAUUGGCACCGGCCGUGCGGAAGCAACCGACGCGGUGCAUCACGUUGGACGGAGACUUCUCGAAGCUAUGCUUAGAUGUUGCCGUUCUUGCGGUGGCAUACUGCGAAGUCCGUGAGAGCGGUCGUGAGCUUCAACACCAGCUGCACGAGAAGUAUCGCUUUGUGGCAUACCGGCAAUUCACCCGCUGGAUGUGGGGUCGCCUGGGCGCUGGAAACCGGCGAGUUUUGCCAGCAUGUGCUGUUCAUAAAAUAAGAAAAACAUUUCCCUCCCAGAGGUACACUGGCUUCCGGUACCCCUCUCUGGACUCCGCACCAGUGGAUAGUUGA